This is a messenger RNA of Prunus armeniaca (apricot), 738 nucleotides long. The record is from the annotation of a GenBank genome assembly. Lineage: Eukaryota; Viridiplantae; Streptophyta; Magnoliopsida; Rosales; Rosaceae.
AUGUCCUGGUGCACGAGGCACCUAUCAUACCUCAGCCUCUACCCCGGAAACCAGGCAACAAGCCUAUGCCUAACACAAGUGUCUUCUGUCGCUUUCAUCAGUUCGGUGGCCACGAUACCGAAUCUUGUGUUGCCUUGUGCAACAUCAUUGAGGGACUUAUUCGUGAGGGGAAGCUGGAUAAAUACGUGCACAACCUCUCACCCCCCACGUAACCCUCACCAACGACAGAUCAACAUGAUCUCAACCAUCAGUGGUGGCCCUACCAUGGCUGGAACCUCCAACAACUCCAUCAAACAUUAUGUCUGCUCAACCUAUGCGCACCAAGUCUUCAGCACUGAGCAGGGACGCUUGCCGAAGACACAAAAAACAAACUGGGCCCCCAUUACCUUCUGCGAGGAGGAGGAGCGUGGCGUUAUCCUCCCUCAUGAUGACCCAAUCAUUAUCCGCGCCGACAUCUCUAAUUUGGACGUUGGGUGCAUCUUGGUAGACACAGGCAGCUCAGUUAAUGUGAUGUUUGCUAAUGCCUUCAACGAGCUCCAGGUCCCGUCUCAUUUGCUCGACCGAAGCGUCACACCCCUGGUGAGCUUUUCGGGCGAUGUGGUCCAGCCUAUUGGGAGCAUUCAUCUCCCUAUCUCUAUCGGAGCAGAACCCCAGCGAACGACAGUCACCACUCCCUUCCUCAUUAUUGAUUGCCCUACAGCCUACAACGUCAUCCUUGGGGGCCCUGCCAUGGCCUAG